Molecule: messenger RNA, 5540 nt
Organism: Marchantia polymorpha subsp. ruderalis
Lineage: Eukaryota; Viridiplantae; Streptophyta; Marchantiopsida; Marchantiales; Marchantiaceae
Source: the annotation of a GenBank genome assembly
AGCUCGUGGAGCAGAGAUGACAAGGAUCGAAGAGAGGAAGAUGGAAACGUAGCGGAGAAGGCUGCGGCGGCUCUGCGUGCUCUUCAUCACAUUACGGAAGCAUGAUGAUCGCGUGUGAGGAAAGUGUGUCUUCCUCGUAGAAUUGGCUUGACCAACGAGGACGAGGUGACAUCAGACGGACAGCAAAGCGCUUUCGUAGCGAAGAACGGGAGGGAAACAGGGAGCUUGUCGUGUGCUGCGCUGUUGUUGUUGUUGUUGUUGCUGCUGCUGCUGCUGCUCGUGUUUUUGUGCACUUUAUUUGUCGAAUGCGCUCCGAGAGAUGCGAGCCCCGUUCCUCACGAGUCGAAAAAGUCGUUUCCUGGCUUACCAUCAUUGGAAUUUGGACAUCCGUCCUUCCCUGCAGGAUGCUUUGGGUCCUAUCUUUUUCCCCAAGAUAGCAAAAGCAGUUUCCUCGGCGAAGGAAUGUCGUUCGAUGGUUGAAAUGAACAGGACGGUACUUUCACCACGACGAUUACUUCGGCUCCUCCCCCCACUACAGGACAGUUAUUUACAGAAUAUUCGGCGAAUUGCAGUCCUCGUUGAAGCCAACCUGAUUCAAUGUGCAUUUCGUGAUUUGAUUCCUAAUCAACUGUACCGAAAGUACGCCAUUCCGUUGAGAUUCAGGACGGACGAGAAAUUUGAAAGCAGCACAAAAUGGUUACACCGUCAGGCUCUUCAUUAAACCCUAACGUUCUGUUGGUAUACACCUAAUAGAUCAGAAACCGACUACGGGCACACAGCAAAACUCAAUUAUCGGUGACAAAGUUGGACUCCAUCUUUUUAGUUGAACCAAAGCCCUACUGUCGUGAGGCACGAGGCGGACUGGGCCAUCGUCGCUCCGGUUGAGGAGGGUUACAGUCGCCAGGAGUGAGAUGCUGGGCCGGGUUCUGUAUGGUAGCAGCUACAUGGCCACUGUCACCCUUCCGUUGUUGUUUUCCCAAUCCCCUCAUAUAGUGAACUCGACGCAAGUUUACGCCGUGGCUGCACUCUCCAAACAUUUCAGCAUUUCGCACUGGAGCUCCUAAAUUUUCGGUAGUCACAGAGGAGAAUGGCUGGACGACUGAGGACGGCAGAAGAGGACGUUCGCAUGCGCGAUGCCGAAAUUCUAAAAUUAAGAGACCUUGUUACGAGUUUGGAGGCUGAGGGAAUGAGACUCGAUUCUGAGUUGCGAUCAAGCUUUACAAAGCUGCACAAUGACAAAGAAAGUGCAAUUAAUGAAGGCAGAGUUCUUCUCUCGCAGCUUUCAAGACGGGACGCGGAAGUUGCCCUUCAGUCUAAACAAAUUGAGAAGCUAAGAGCAACCAAUGCAAACCUUAGCGCCCGGCAAGCGGAUUACAAAGAAGAAAUUAAGAGGCUGAAGGCUGAACAGAGGCAUGAAAUAAGCGACCUACACGAGAACCUACAAGAAGCACUUGCUUCAAGGCAUGCAAAAGAGAUGGAGCUUGCCUCGUACACAGAAAAAUGCAGUGGAUUGGAUCAAGAAAGACAGAGCUUACUCCUUCAACUCCAUCAAGCAUUAGAACGAGCUAAUCUUGCUUCUCAGCGAGCGGAGGAGCUGCAAGGAAAGCUGCAAUCCACUGCAGAAAAAAGAGCGAGAGUAUCUGAAAAUGUUGCUGGAGAAAUGGUAGAGCAUUUGAAGCGCCUGACGUGCCACAUGAAAGAGAUUGAAACAUCCAUGGACAAGACAGCACUAGGUUUUCCAGUGGGUGUCUUUAAAAAGAAGGCGGUCGCCGCAAGCCUGGCCAAAUUAUCCAACAAACUCGCACAUGCAGAAGCAGCAUCGUUGGACAUUCUGACACAUGCAGACAGCCUAAAUGCACCUCUAAAGCCUGGUAUACAACCGGGAAAAGAAGAGUGCGGGAGACAAGUUUCCUGCGGUGUCCCGGGUGAAAGUAAAGAGUCUUGGUCAGAUGGCGAACACUUACCCAAUCAACUUGAAAAAGGAAGUUCGGUGAAAGCCAGAGGAAUGGCUUUCACAACCUUCCAGAAAUGGGUGACCUGGAAGUGGAGGUGGGCAGCGUCUGCGACCAAAGCAGAACGAUUGAAAAACCAGCUGAUGCUAAAAUCGGUUCCGACUGAGGCCAAGAUCCAGAUCGAUGAAAGUCAGCAGAAGGGUUCCGAACUGUAUAAUUCUGGAGUUGAUAAUAAAAACCUCGGUGAUGUAUUCUUGAAGCACAAGCUAGUGCCUCUAAUUAUGAUGGCAUGGCGUGCAUUUUCCAAGUUGUCAAAUUUGGAAAGGGUUACUGAUGCUCGAAACGAAUCCUUGAAAAAAAUAAUUUCGGCACUCCCUUGGUGGAUUCGUCGGGUAGGGGAAAGAAGGGCGUUGGAGCGUUGCUUCUUCCACUGGCAGCUCCUCGCACUGAGGGCCAAUCGAGCGGCAAUUCAAGAGCAGCAGCAGACACAGACAAUAGUCUCGUCCGGACCGAUUCUACAAUCUAAGGUCGAAAGAAAUCAAGUGCCCGCAGUGGUACCUACAGCACCGCUUCCUUUUCCAGUAAGGACCAUCUACCGAGAUGCUGAGGCACAAACUGCAGAAAGCUUACGAAGUUCUGAGAUUGAAGUGAAACAUGAACAAAAUCUGAGUGGAACAAGAGCCAUCGCACAUAGAAGUAGGCCAGAACCCAAAGCGGCACCACCUUCAGUUGCAAAGAGCGAAACUCGCUCGAGAUUCAGUGGAGAUGCCCAGCGUAUGUCGAGAAACCAGGAGACGAAGAGUCGGAUAAAUACCACAUCCGCCGCUAGGCCAUUAAAUGGUUUUCAGACCUCGUUUCGGGAAGAGCUGAAAGAAUUGCAGGACGUGGUGUCUCGGGAAGUGGACUCUGUGAAACAGAUCCUUCCCCAAAGGCCACGUAGUACUUUCGGAAGGCUAUCUGGCGCUGGCGAGGUCGACCCAACCAAGCAAGCACUGAAAUCCGUGUUCAGUGUAUGCAAUAACUUGGCACAAGCUUUAGAUGAGGUACGUGCUCAGUUGUUUGGGGCAGAAAGCCAAACAAGAGAUCCGACACAGUGGACGGCAGGCGGGAAGAUGAAAAGAUGCAGCACAAAGCAGUCAGAAUCACAAGAUGACUGUGAAGCAGGUGGGUCAGCCUUCAAGGGCAAAGACAGCGGUAGGCAACAAGAUUUGCCAGAAACAAUUCAACACUACGCGCUGCCGAUUGGCAGAGUGGGACGGUAUAGGUCCCCUCACCAAAAACAGCCAAGAGAAGCUAUGGCUAUGACAGCUGGAGAGGGAUGGCCUCACUCAUCUGGUGCAUCUAGCAAGACGCAACUCCGUACACCACGACAUCCGUAUGGAAACAGUGCAGACCAGCCUCACUACCUGCAAGAAGAAAAAAAUAGCUUCUACAGAUACAGGAAUGGAAGGGCAGAAAGCCAGACCGAUCGACGCCCACUGGAAAGGGUUCGUGUUCAACGUCAUUCUGCCCGAGCAGAGAGAGAUAACAACCACGAAUUCAGAAGUGCAGAACACGAGUUCCAAGAUCAGCAUCCUUAUGGAAAACCUGGUGUCAAAUUGCAGCAUCCUCAAGCAGGAAGAGAUGAUGGUAUCCAAGUAAGAUCGGAAGGAUUGUCAAAACAGCAAUUACUGAUUUCAGAUAAUAGCCGAGUCGGAGGUCGAGUUGCAAACUUUAAGACGUUGGCCGGAAAAUCUGAUAAAGAUGGGUGUGUGUAUGUCAAGAGGAGCUGAUGCGAGGAUCCCGACAAGGGAGCAGAGCGUCAAGCGCGGAAUAGGUGACAGUGCUACAAUCACUCAAGAAGAGAUGUUACCGAUGCCAUUGGAGGCCCGAGAAGAUCAUCCCCGUCCUUCUACAGCCCCUGGCAGGUCCACGGACGUUUGCAGGCCAUCGCUCAGGCCUGCAACGGCGGCGGCGCUUCGCUUCCAGCCGAACUCCACGAUUGGAAGACAUACCAAAGCACCAAACCUAGGAGCAACUCACAACUUUAUCGCGUCAUUGAGAAGAAAACAGUGCAUUGGUUCAGACUACGCGGAGCUUUUAAGGGCAGAAAUCGUUCGCUUGAGAGAGGAUCGCCUCUCUCUUGAAGGCAAGUCAUUGAACAUGGCAAUCAAUCCACAACGAGAGUUGCCCUCGACGGGAAGACCUGGCUGGCGAAACGUCUACUAGAGCGAUUUUCAGGUUUCUGCUCAAGCCUCGCCUUUUGGUGAUACUACAACCACAGACCAGCUGCAAAAAACCAUGAGUCCUGGUUUUCCUCACCAGCUCCACUCUUGAAACAAUCAACAGCAGCUCUGGAUCCAACUAUAGACCGGACAGAGCAAUCCUUCAUCGAAUGCUGGUCGCGAAGGGCAAGUUGCAUUUAAUAAGGAAAACCCCCACAUCAACAGGCUCUGCUCGAAGCUGCACGGUCACAUUCUGGAAUCAAACAGUGGCAACACUUCACUGUUCACUAGAAGAAAGUUCGAAUGACGUGCUAUGUGAGAUGCCAGGGCCACCUUUUCAAUCGAAGACUUCAUAGCUCAUCAGAGACAACAGUGGAAAGUUUCGAACUGCUUAUCAGCAGCAAGCUAUGAAAGAAGUUUGACAAAAGUUGCAAAGGCUCCCAUUCGGGCUAAGUCGAGUAAGAAGUUGCACGAAAAACAGAAGAACAGGUGUUUCUGGAGGGGCGUAACCCUGACGCAUACCCAACCAGCACGCUUUCAAUGUACAUUCUGCUAAGUUUCGUGAUCCAAGCUGCUGCAUAGUGAUCAAAUCCAGGAUUGCGAUAAGAGAGCUGGCGUGAGUUGAACUGAAGUUGAGAUGAGAUAAUGUAUCUCUAUCGAAUUUCAAAUAUAAACCUGCAAGAACUCCUACGAAAGUCUGCAGGGAGUAAGCAAGGACAUAAGUUGCUGAUCUGCGCGACCAAUGCAAACCCAACUGCAUGCUGCUUUAGGUAACAAAAGAUCCACGAGUUACAAAAGGCAGGAAGCCUUUCAAUUUUCUACCUACUACAGGCUCAACUGAUUCCGUCUGCCUCACUAGUUUGCGAAAUUGAAUCCUUCGAUAUUUGUCUUCACCAACCGCAGUGCAGAUUUCCAGUUCGCGUCCAAUCUCGGGUCCCCACUGGCAAAAUCUUGCUCCACCCCUGCAAUAGAUCAUUUGACAACGUGAAGUUCUCAUGUGAGAAGAUGAGCUCUUCAUAGGCUUUACAGAAAUUCCGACGGUGACAAAUUCGCUUCAAUGGUGCACCCGGCAUCUUCCGGACCAAGCUGGGUACGAACAAGACCCCACACCAACUUCCGGCCUUCACAUAUCCAAUCCAACAAACUCGACUGGAAAAAUCAACGAUAGGAGACUCUGCCCGCGGCGUCAGUGCAUUAUUUUCACACUUUCUCCAUUCCUCCUUUCUGUUCUCCUUUCAGGUAUCUCCAGCAUCGCUUGUUAACACCACCAAUUUUCUCCUCGACACCUGAUUUUGGAGCCCCUGUUGAGUACAAAUUCACCACAAUCACAGUAAGCUAUGAACCCAGCGAGUUGCUCUAUAUCAUAAGCCAGUAAAUGAAUCAA